This is a messenger RNA of Necator americanus (New World hookworm), 1245 nucleotides long. RefSeq lists its product as uncharacterized. The coding region runs from base 1 to 1245 and encodes 414 amino acids. The record is from RefSeq and is a predicted model, not a curated record. The transcript has 9 exons. NCBI's taxonomy places the organism in Eukaryota, Metazoa, Nematoda, Chromadorea, Rhabditida, Ancylostomatidae.
AUGCGUGCAGCCGGAUCUGUUCGGACUGGGUCCUCGAGUCCUAUCAUUCACAUCGAUCUGUCUCCUCAUGCUCUGUACCUUCAACACGCUGCACAUGUUCCUUUGGCUUCGGCUGCUGGUGACGAUGGAGACGGCAACGAUGAUACAGACAAAGCAGGGCUUCAACGACUUACUAAGGACAUGACGGAGGACAUAAAACCACCUAUACAUGAACCACAGAAUGUCAGCCCGAACGCUUCGGAAAACGGGAGCUUCGUCCAUAAAGAUGACCACAAUGCUCCACGAGUGACAGAGGAUCACACACUAGUCAUUUGUGAAGAGGUGCUGAAAAGACGCGAGAUCCUCCUCGACAUGUGCAGCACACGUGAAACUGAGAUAAACAGGAAGAGAGCUGAAGCAUGGGACGAAGUACAUAUGGCGACUAUGAACCGCUGUCAGCGAAAUCUGCGCCUGGAGCAGAUCAAAAGAGUAUGGCGGCAUCAGAAGAAUCGAGUGCGACAUAUACUCAACCUGGAAAAACUCACAUCAGAUGUUGAAGUGACCCUUGAAGAUGUCAUUGCUGCCAGGAAAGGUUUUAUGACUGACUACGAGAUUGCUAUCGCUCGUGCAUACCUCGAUGUACCUCCACGAUCUCACUCACCUGGCAGUAGACGCCUCGAGGAACUUGACCUCUCAUUUAGGAAACGUGCCGCUGCUUCUCCCAGCCUUCGCAUAGACGACUCAGUGUCAAGCGUACUGGAUCGGAUCGCUGCUGAAUGCGCUGAAGCGCAAACUCAUUGUCACACAGAUUCACAAUAUAGUCCAUUACCACCCGUCAAAUCAGAAUUAUCUUCACAACAACAUGGGAUGCAGAAUUACCAAGAAUGCAGUAAUAUCCUUAAUAUUCACCGUCUUCUUUCAUCCAUGGGACCCAACUCUUCAACGCAUGAAAAAUCGUCUUCGAAGCAUGAUAAUAUCGACAGCGACGACUCUUCUUGCACAUCUGAACAGACCAGACCAGUUAAAAGAAAAAAGUCGAGCCGUCGCAGAGCAUCCAUUUUGGAGGAACAAUUUGAGAUGAUUAAGGCUCAACGCAUCGCCUUCGAGGAACAGGCUCGAAUGUAUCAGUCGAUGAGGUCCUUCAUUGAAGAAUCGACACGUACAAUCCGUGACUUAGCGGGACGAGUGAACACCGAUCGAUCAUCAGCUGUGGACUCCUCCCCGAGUGAAAGUAACUUAGAGUUCACUCCAAAUAAUCACGUUUAG